AUGGUACUGGCAGUUGUCUUGUUGCUGUCAUCGAUCUGCGCUAGUUUUGCAGACCCUCUCCCUCUUGACAGCAUCGGCCUGCCGCCUGGCUUCAGUGUGAACCCUGGAGGGGUGUAUGGGGCAUAUGACAAGGAUGGGGACGGAGUGGCAGAUCAGACUGUGACUUUGUUGUCGGGUCUCAACCAACCGAAUGGGGUGGCGUGGCACAACGGCUCCCUUUUUGUUGCCGAGGUCAGCCGCGUCACUCGCUUCGACAAUGCUGAUGCCUCUGUGAUUGCAAAUAAGCCACUGCCAGCAGGCAAGGUGAUCUUCGACCAGUUCCCAAACAUAACCUGGCAUGGCAACAAGUACAUCCGGAUAGGCCCGGAUGAAAGGCUGUACAUAGACCUGGGCGCUCCCUGCAACGACUGCAUCCUGGAGAACGCUGUUGGCAACGUUUCUUUUGGGUCCAUCAACUCCAUGCGCCUGGAUGGGAGUGACCUGCAGCCCUAUGCAACAGGCAUCAGGAACUCGGUGGGCUUUGACUGGGAUGCGAAUGGCACGCUCUACUUCACCAACAAUGGCAUAGAUCAGCUGGGGAAUGACCAGCCGGACGACGCACUCAAUGCUGCCCCCAAGCCUGGCCUCUUCUACGGCUUCCCCUACUGCCAUGUGGUCGGUGUGGGAAACCCAGUGCUGAGGGUGCCUGGCGCUUCUCAGUUUGUGGCGGAUCCAGACUUCAGGCCCAACAACGCCACCAACAAUGCAACCCAUCUUGCCUUUUGCGAAGAGCGCGUGCAGCCGCCGGUACAGGCGUUGGGUCCUCAUGUUGCAGCUCUGGGCAUGCGCUUCUGGAAGGGUGGGGGUUUCCCGUCGUCCUACACAGGCACGGCGUUCAUAGCGGAGCACGGCAGCUGGGCGCGCAGUGCCGCCAUCGGCUACCGCAUAGCUUCCGUCGCUCUAGCGCAGAAUGGAACCGCCGUCAGGCACACCAUAUUCGCGUCAGGGUGGAUGCUCAGAAAUGGCACCGUGUGGGGGAGGCCGGUGGAUGUGGCUCAAGCCAAGGAUAACUCCUUGCUGGUGUCAGAUGACAAGGCCGGCGUUGUUUAUCGCAUCUCUUACAACAGCUCCUUUGAAGCGGCGGCCUCCGCCGCUGCCGCCACUCCAGUGACAGCCUACCAAGGACCUCCUUGAGGUGGCGAGGGCCGGCUAUGUUCAAUGCACAUUUAUCUUUUUAAUUUCUGAUCUCAUUGCGUGUCUGGACCCCUGGACAGAGUCAGUGUGCUGGCGCUGCUGGCUUUGGCAAGUGGCUGCCUGUGAGGCUCCCCCAGUCUGAUAGAAAUCAAGACUAUGGCCACUUCUCCGCGCAUAGGAGGCUGCAGCCUCGAGGCAAACAAAAAUGAGGCAAAGAACCAGUACUUUGUUGAAAACCUAAUGAGAAUAUUCCUAGUAUAAUGACCAACCGCAAUUCUCAAGCGGCCUUCUGUCGUGUUAUGCACAAGGUGCCAGUCCCUUGUCUCCCAGAACAGUGUUAGGCUGUUU
Molecule: messenger RNA, 1521 nt
Organism: Coccomyxa subellipsoidea C-169
Lineage: Eukaryota; Viridiplantae; Chlorophyta; Trebouxiophyceae; Coccomyxaceae
Product: soluble quino protein glucose dehydrogenase
Exons: 8
Coding region: 1-1173 (390 amino acids)
Source: RefSeq, a predicted model, not a curated record